This is a messenger RNA of Aspergillus heteromorphus CBS 117.55, 585 nucleotides long. RefSeq names its product cytochrome oxidase biogenesis protein, Cox20 subunit. The record is from RefSeq and is a predicted model, not a curated record. Bases 1 to 585 code for a protein of 194 amino acids. Lineage: Eukaryota; Fungi; Ascomycota; Eurotiomycetes; Eurotiales; Aspergillaceae. Gene Ontology annotation, cellular component: mitochondrion; mitochondrial inner membrane. Gene Ontology annotation, biological process: mitochondrial respiratory chain complex IV assembly. The transcript is spliced from 2 exons.
AUGGCUGACGAUACACGGGAGUCGACAGUAUCCACGCCGGAGCCCCAGGGCAGCCCGAAAACCAACAGGCCGAAACAUGAUCUUCCACAGUCGCAGGUCGGGAAGCUGUGGGAUGCUUUUGGGAACCCUGAAGAGCCGGUGAAUAUGCUGCCAUCGGCGGGCGUCAAAUCGGGCAGUAAAUCAAAGGAUAUUACGGUCACCGACGCCAUGAAGUCAAUGUCUUUCGAAAAUGUCACAUCAUUCCACAAGGCUCCCUGUGCCCGGGACUCCCUGCUACUCGGAAUUGGGGCCGGGUUCGGCGUAGGUGGUGUGAGGGGUGUGGUGGGAGGGCUACGGUCUUUGUGGUCCGCUUCGAACUGGGCGGUUGGCGCCUUCGCCAUUACAGCACUUGCCGCACACGAAUUCUGCCAGCGCCGCCGGAUAGAGGAGUUGGAUGGCAUGAAGCAAGCGGUGGAGUUGAUGAAGGAACUCAAGGUCAAGAAACAACGGGAGAAGGAACAGAAGGCCGAGGAGGUCGCGCGUUUGGCAGAGGAGAAGAGGAAGCGGGAGAGCUGGACCAACCUAUCGAACUACAAGUUCUGGUAG